This is a messenger RNA of Physeter macrocephalus (sperm whale), 2010 nucleotides long. RefSeq names its product methionine adenosyltransferase 2A (gene MAT2A). Gene Ontology annotation, biological process: S-adenosylmethionine biosynthetic process. Lineage: Eukaryota; Metazoa; Chordata; Mammalia; Artiodactyla; Physeteridae. Gene Ontology annotation, cellular component: methionine adenosyltransferase complex; cytosol. Gene Ontology annotation, molecular function: ATP binding; methionine adenosyltransferase activity. The transcript is spliced from 10 exons. The record is from RefSeq and is a predicted model, not a curated record. The coding region runs from base 293 to 1399 and encodes 368 amino acids.
AACGGCUUCCACGACGCGUUCAUCGAGGAGGGCACGUUCCUCUUCACCUCCGAGUCUGUGGGGGAAGGCCACCCAGCUAUUUCAAGGAACUUUCGAUCCCAGCCUGAAAACCUCACCUAGUGAAGAUCGUUAUUCUACUAGACGGGUCCAGCCCUUUCUUGGGAUGACCACAGUGACAGAUGCCUCGUCUGUUGGCUUAAGGAUCCAUUUCUCUCUAGCAAGCUUACUGUGCCUAUGAUGAAAUCCCACGAGCAACCUAGUGGUAGAGGAGAGGACAAACCCCGAGAUCCUGAUGAGUGAAGAUAAGAUUUGUGACCAGAUUAGUGAUGCUGUUCUCGAUGCCCACCUUCAGCAGGACCCUGAUGCCAAAGUGGCUUGUGAAACUGUUGCUAAAACUGGAAUGAUCCUUCUUGCUGGGGAAAUUACAUCCAGAGCUGCUGUUGACUACCAGAAAGUGGUUCGUGAAACCAUUAAACACAUUGGAUAUGAUGAUUCUUCCAAAGGGUUUGACUACAAGACUUGUAACGUGCUAGUGGCCUUGGAGCAACAGUCACCAGAUAUUGCUCAAGGUGUUCAUCUUGAUCGGAAUGAGGAAGACAUUGGUGCAGGAGACCAGGGUUUGAUGUUUGGUUAUGCCACUGAUGAAACAGAGGAAUGUAUGCCUUUAACCAUUGUCUUAGCACACAAGCUCAAUGCCAAACUGGCUGAACUACGCCGGAAUGGCACUUUGCCUUGGUUACGCCCAGAUUCUAAAACUCAAGUGACUGUGCAGUAUAUGCAGGACCGAGGUGCUGUGCUUCCCAUCAGGGUCCACACGAUUGUUAUAUCUGUUCAGCAUGAUGAAGAAGUUUGUCUUGAUGAGAUGAGGGAUGCCCUAAAGGAGAAAGUCAUCAAAGCCGUCGUACCUGCAAAGUAUCUUGAUGAGGAUACAAUCUAUCAUCUACAGCCAAGUGGCAGAUUUGUUAUUGGUGGGCCUCAGGGUGAUGCUGGUUUGACUGGCCGGAAAAUCAUUGUGGACACUUACGGUGGUUGGGGAGCUCAUGGAGGAGGUGCCUUUUCAGGAAAGGAUUAUACCAAGGUGGACCGUUCAGCUGCUUAUGCUGCUCGUUGGGUGGCAAAGUCCCUUGUUAAAGGAGGUCUGUGCAGAAGGGUUCUUGUUCAGGUCUCUUAUGCUAUUGGAGUAUCUCAUCCAUUGUCUAUCUCCAUUUUCCAUUAUGGCACCUCUCAGAAGAGUGAGAGAGAGCUAUUAGAGAUUGUGAAGAAGAAUUUUGACCUCCGCCCUGGGGUCAUUGUCAGGGAUCUGGAUCUGAAGAAGCCAAUUUAUCAGAGGACUGCAGCCUAUGGCCACUUUGGUAGGGACAGCUUCCCAUGGGAAGUGCCCAAAAAGCUUAAAUAUUGAAAGUGUUAGCCUUUUUUCCCCAGACUUGUUGGCGUAGGCUACAGAGAAGCCUUCAAGCUCUGAGGGAAAGGGCCCUUCUUCCUAAAUUUUCCUGUCCUCUUUCAGCUCCUGAUCAGUUGCAGUCACUCUAGUCAAUGACAUGAAUUUUAGCUUGUGUGGGGGACUGUAAGUUGGGCUUGCUAUUCUGUCCCUAGGUGUUUUGUUCACCAUUAUAAUGAAUUUAGUGAGCAUAGGUGAUCCAUGUAACUGCCUAGAAACAAACCAACAGCACUGUAGUAAACAAUGCUUUGAAAUUGAACCUUUGUGCCCUAUCACCCAACCUUCUAAAAUCCUAAUUGCAUUGACUUUCCCACCAAAUGCUGAAAAUGUCCUUGUAAUGUGCACGUAAAGUACUUGUAGUUCCAUUAUAGCCUCUGUCUGGCAAUGCCACAGCCCUAUCAGCAUGAAUUUGUAAUGUCUUGAGCUCUAUUAUGAAUGUGAAGCCUUCCCUUAUCCUCCCUUUAACUUGAUCCAUUUCUAAUUAUGUAGCUCUUUGUCAGGGAGUGUUCUCUAUCCAAUCAUUCUUGCAUGUAACGCAAGUUCCAGUUGGAGCUCUAGCCUGACAUGAGAAA